This is a messenger RNA of Toxorhynchites rutilus septentrionalis, 4206 nucleotides long. RefSeq names its product centrosomal protein of 162 kDa. Gene Ontology annotation, cellular component: centrosome; axonemal microtubule; centriole. Gene Ontology annotation, biological process: cilium assembly. The transcript is spliced from 6 exons. NCBI's taxonomy places the organism in Eukaryota, Metazoa, Arthropoda, Insecta, Diptera, Culicidae. The coding region runs from base 320 to 3016 and encodes 898 amino acids. The record is from RefSeq and is a predicted model, not a curated record.
GCAGGUCCUGCGAAUGUAUGCAACGCUGGCAAGACCUCCUUCACAGGGCUUUGUGUUCCUCCCACUUGACAACCCACCUUCGCGAUCCUGUCAAUUAAAAACACAAACAAGAAAGGUGAGAAGCCAGAAUAGAUAACGCCGAUAGGAAGUGAAGAAAAAAUUGCGUGGAGCAGUAUAAGUUCUACCCUUUGGCCAUCACUUUCCUUUCUGCAUGUGCGACGGGUGUCGUCUCUUGGGUGUGUUCCGGGCAGUGUAAAUUGAUCGAAUGUUAGUGACGCGUGGCGUGGAACUGGUCCUGCGCUAGAACAGAACAAAAGCUAUGUCCUUUCAGCCUCCGGCGGAGCUGAAAAUGGGUGGAGAAAGUGCAAUGGAAAAAUUGCUGGAGGCCCAGCAGCAGCAGCUCGAUGACAUAACGAGCGAAUCCUCGUUCCUGGAGUUCCUGCGAAACGAGCAGAGCUGUCUCGCGGCGGUGGUCAUUUCCGGUGGCUGUGGCGGAAAUGCGAGCGCCCGUGAUGAGGGUGGUGCGAAUGGUGGCUCUCCCAGCGAGGUGGAGGUGGCUAGCAUUUUCGAGCAGGUCAGUCGCCUGGCCGGUAGUCCCGGAGGAGACAACCGAAGUGUGGAGGAAAUUUUGCGGGAAGCCGAACAGCUGAUACAGAAUCAGCCACUUUUUAGUGAGGUUGGCAAGUUUAAAACCAAUGGUACGGGGUUGGGGGAAGUGACGAAGGCGAUAGUUGGGAUGAGGGAUAUUUCGAGUGAGUCAACGCCAUCGGAAAUGAAGAGUGGAAUGUUGGAAGAACUGGAGGCAAUCGAGGCAAAGCGCGAGGAAGAGAACAACCAACAGCUGAACAAGGUUAAACUCCAGCACGCGGAAAGCUCUCCGCAACGGCACACGAUUCGACGGAAGAGCUUUGUCAUCAGCACCGGGGAGAAGGACGAAGAGCACGAUCGUCGCCCCCACUCCGAUCAAACUUACACUCUGCCGACACCGGUGGUGGCGGCGGUGACGCCGGUAGAAAUGCGUACCAAAAAAAUCGGUGGUUCACCCGGCGGUGGAAAAUCCCUAACUCCCAAAAAGCGGAACACGAACGCUAAACAGCAAUGCCCCCCGGCGGCGGUGGCUGACUGUGUCCAGCAGCAGCAACAACACGAAAAUAAAGAGAAUCACCAGCUGCUUAGCCAGUCUCAGAUCCGAGACCUGGAGGCAAUAUACGCUUUGACGCUGAAUGAGACACUGGUGGAACGGAAGAUUGCGUCACCGGAGCGUACAUUCUGUGACAAAUCUACCGCUCCGUCGCCAACUCAUUCCGCUCUCAAUGCUUCCGAUUCGCCCAGCUGGGCGAAGGAGCGAGAGCUGGAGGGAAGCAUCAAUCGGCUGCAGGAGAAACUGAAGGAUACCGAGGAACGAUACGAAAGUCUCAAGAUCCAGUACGAGACGCUCUCGCAGGUACAUCGGACGCUAAGGGAGAACCACAGCACGAUACAGGAGGACAGCGAUAAGCUGAAGCUGGAUGUACAGCAUCUAACCGAGUGUGCCAAUGUUUUAAGAUCGGAGUUGCAGUCGGCUCGCUUUGAUCGCGAUGCAGCGCUUGAGCUGCAAAAGCUGCUCCAAUCGGAACUGGAGGAGUCGCGCCGAGAGAAGAAGCGCUACCAGGAGUUGAACGAGAAGGAUACGAAAACAAUUCAGGACUUACAGCGACAGUGCCGCGAAAUGGAACGAAUACUAAUGCGGAAACACCCGGAUUCGGUGUCGGCAUUGAUAGUGGCCAGUCGGAACACCGGCAAUAGCAAACCCGCGGAGGACGCCUCGCAGACGCGUCGCCUGCUGGAGCAACGCAUCGCUCAGCUCGAGGCGGACGCGAAGGAGCAGGAUGCCAAAGCGCAAGGUAUUCUAGCUAACGUUCAAGCACGCUUCCAUUCGGUGCAGUCCAAGUACGAGACGCACAUCGCCGAUCUGGAGAUGCAGGUGCUCAGUUUGCAGGAGAUCAACUGCAAGCUGAAUGAGAAAAUCAUCCGACAAAUGGAUGAGCUCUCGAGCAUCACCAGCCAUGCGGCCUCCUCGCUUGCCAGAGUCAGCGCUCAGACUAGUAGCAGCGCCGCGCAAACCGACGAUCUUCUCCCCCUGCAGAAGGAGUGUAUUAAAACUCGCUCCAUUUCAGUGCAAACGGACAGCAAGCUGACUGGUUGCGGUGGCGUGGUGGGCCGUGCGCAGCAGCCGGGCGGCCAAAAGCGGGCUGCUUCCGCCUGUGGAAAGAUUCCCAAUUCGCUCUCGGACUCGCAAAUCCAGAGCCGAGAGGAUGCCCAUCUGCUGGCAACGAUCCGCGGAAUGCGUGUCGAUUUGGCUAUCAAGGAAAAGGCAGUGCAAAGGCUGACCCGAGAGGUGGAAGACUGCAAAAAGACCAUCAAGAAGCUACAGAAAGAGCGUGAGACACACUCGAAGGCGGAAGGAAAAACGGGUACCUCGGUUGUGAAGGUUAAAUCGUACGAUCCGGCACAGUUUGCCGAUAGUGCAGCUUCUGAUACCAAUGCCUUAAAGGAUGCUCACCUGAAGAUUAAACUGUUGGAGGCGGAUUAUAAAACUUUGCACGAUAAAAGGCUGCAGGAUCUCAAAACCCUUCAGGCAGCUCACGAGCGUGAGCUUGCCGCUUGCCACGAAACGGUUCGAAUCCUGCAGCAGCGAUUGGGCGAUCGGGAGGAACUCUUACACACCAAAGAGAAACGGCGGCCAAAUCAUAACAUCGACUAUUACGCCCUCAAGGCCAAGGUAACCUCGCUGGAACGACGCCACACCGAGCGGGAGCAGCGGUUGCACAUGCUGGUGGAGGCCCUCAGCAAGGGAGGUAAGUUAAAUGGCGUUCACAUCCGUGCCCUGUCGAUGGCUGGUAGUGGUGCUGCCGAUUCCAUUGCCACUGCCACUGCCACCAUCGGUGACGAAGAGAACCACAACCUAACGAAUGCCAUGGCGAACGGGCUCCAGCAGCAGCAGCAGCAGAAUGCCACCGUCGGAGGAAGCAUGUAAGGAUUCGUACCAUUUUAGCCGUCUUUUUAAAACCACGUUUCUCGGUUUCUCUAAAUCUCCCAGGAUAGAUCUUAAAGGAAACCAAUUCAAACAAAAAAAAGUUAAUGUGUGUUGGGUUCCUAUUAGCACCGACUAGCGAUUAAAUUCGGGAAGGUCCAUUUUUAGAAUGUUCUCCCUUAUCCUAGGAAUGUAGACAAAGAAACCGACUAAUUGUUACAAUUCUAAUGGUUCAAUUACGAGACAUUUUAACCACAUAUAGUAACACUAGAGCCCAACUAUUUUAAUCAUUGUAGCGUCCAUCUCAAAACGGUUCAUUUGUCGUUGUUUCUUUUCAAUCAGUAGCCAUUAGUUGUAGUUUCCAUUUCAAGUUUCACACAGUGAUUUCCAAGAGACUGCCAGGUACCAAAAACAAAAAAAACGUUUGAAUGAUGAGAUUAUAUCCGUUAAAAAGAGUGACAGGUAAAACCGUGUCUAGGAUUUAGAUCGAGGGGUGUAUCAAUUUCACCCCCUGAAAUGUAGAGCUGAAUGUGCGUGUGUUAGCAUUUAAUUGGCAGUCCCAGAUGGGGAGUCGCCCACAGUGAGUCCAGAGGUAGCGUCCGAACCUGCUGAAGCAGGUUCCCUAGUGUGUAAGAAGAGUGUCUAGCACUGUGUUUAGCCUUAGUCCGAAUCAUUCACAUUUUCAUUCUGUGUUAAUUUUGUUUCUUCUAAAUAACAGCCGCUAGGAUUAGUGAAAAAAAACAAUUUAGCCGUUUGAUCAAGAGAUAGAUCAUACCAAUAACUCAAUCGCAGCCGUUCCAUAAGUUGUUUGCAAGUUUCGUCAAUUCCAGCUUCCGUAGCUUUUCGACAGGGGUUUAGCCGGAAAGCCGAUGAUGAUAUUAGUCACUAUUAUUAUAGUAAGAGAGUAAGAAUUUAUUCGAGGGGGAAGCAGCGAGAUAAAAAGACAAUAGUUUUAGUCGAAAUUUGUUCUGUGUCGUAUACUCAUAAUGGUGUUCUCUCGUUUCGUUAGAACAGUUUUUUGGAUAGAUUUUGUGGUUCUGUUUUUGAGAAGCUCAGAAACAUACCGAAAGCAUCUUUAUCGAAAACAAUUUUUAGCUUGGCGUUGCCGGAGGAAAAGCAAUCCUUUCGCGAACCGGCGGAAGCGAACGGAGUAACUAUCGAAUACAAUAUUCAAUAAAUUGAUUGAAACACAA